AUGGGUAAAUUGGUGAACAAGUACGACGAGAAUUGGGAGAAGAAGUGGUUCGGCGCCGGAAUAUUCUACGAGGGAAGCGAGGAUUUCGAGGUAGACGUGUUCAAGAAGCUGGAGGAGAAAAAAGUUCUAAGCAACGUUGAAAAAGCCGGGCUCCUAUCCAAAGCAGAGGAACUAGGUCUUACUCUGUCAUCGAUAGAGAAGCUGGGUGUGUUCUCCAAAGCCGAGGAGCUAGGCCUGCUCAGCCUGCUCGAGAAGGCCGCCAGCUUCUCGCCAUCGGCGCUCGCCUCAGCAGCGCUCCCCGCCCUCGUGGCGGCGAUUUUGGCAAUAGUUCUGAUUCCGGACGACUCUGCCGGUUUGGUGGCGGUCCAGGCGGUGAUUGCGGCUGCUUUCGGAGUCGGGGCAGCAGGGUUGCUAGUCGGGUCCGUUGUUUUGGGUGGGUUGCAGGAGGCGGAUUGA
This is a messenger RNA of Thlaspi arvense, 456 nucleotides long. NCBI's taxonomy places the organism in Eukaryota, Viridiplantae, Streptophyta, Magnoliopsida, Brassicales, Brassicaceae. The record is from the annotation of a GenBank genome assembly.